Molecule: messenger RNA, 664 nt
Organism: Saccostrea echinata
Lineage: Eukaryota; Metazoa; Mollusca; Bivalvia; Ostreida; Ostreidae
Exons: 5
Coding region: 198-632 (144 amino acids)
Source: RefSeq, a predicted model, not a curated record
GAAGAUAGAAUCAAUGAUUUGUCACAACAAUACAUCACGUGUUUAAAUAUGAAGGUCUCUCGCUAUAUAUUGAUGACAUUUAGUCCUACGAUUAAGGAGCCUGAUUUUCAGAUGCUUGGGUUUUUAUUUUCAGAUUUACUGAGGCUGUUAGAUUAACUUAGGAAGUGGUUGUCAUUUGUUACCCAUACUCUGAUUACAUGAUGAAAGUGAGUAGAAUUAACACCUCUAUUGGACUGUAUCGGGUACAUCUUGUUAUUUUUGCCUUCGUCAUAGUGAUAGCAACAUUGGCUUCAGGGAAUGAGAAUGAAAUAGACACAGACUUCGUACCCGACAAAAGAUAUGCUAUGAUGUCAUAUGGUUAUGGGUCACGUGGUAGACCUCGUCCUUCGUACCGCUAUUCAGGUAGACAAAGGGUUUCCAGCUCAUCGCGUCCCUGGGAACAACUUCCGGACUAUAAAUGCUACCGGAAGCGUUGCUCUACUUCCUCUGACUGCUGUAGAAGGUAUAAUGUGUGUGACCCCCAUGUGAAGGUCUGUUACGACUGCUGGUAUGGUUACAGUUGCCAAUCUUCUAGCGAUUGCUGUCAGAGAUACCCUCGCUGCCACCCAAGGAAGAAAUUUUGCUACAACUGACUGUUGCAAUAAAUGUGUAGUUUUAAAAGUCA